Messenger RNA from Pyrenophora tritici-repentis Pt-1C-BFP, 1557 nucleotides. The record is from RefSeq and is a predicted model, not a curated record. Lineage: Eukaryota; Fungi; Ascomycota; Dothideomycetes; Pleosporales; Pleosporaceae.
AUGGUCCUCACGGACGUUGUCAAAAGGUGGCAUUUAUUGAAGGGCGAGAAGGCGCUACUUUGUACAGGGACAGAUGAGCAUGGCUUGAAGGUACAAAGAGCAGCCGCAAAAGCUGGUAUAGAUCCAAAGUCGUUCUGCGAUAAAGGUGCCGAAAUCUUCAAAGAACUGGCAAGGAAAGCCGAGAUCACGAACGACCAUUUUGUACGCACAACGGACGGAGAACACAAGGAAGCCGUUCAAUAUGCAUGGUUUCUGUUGCAAGAAAAGGGCCUGAUAUACGAACAAAAGCAUGAGGGCUGGUACUCGGUGACUGACGAAUGCUUCUACCCCAAAUCUGGAGUACAGCCGUACCUAGACCCGCCUACGGGAAGAAAGAUCAUGGUAUACCGUCUCCAUACGUCAAUCGAAACAGGUAGUGAAGUAGAAUGGUCUUCAGAGGAAAAUUACCACUUUCGGCUGUCGGCAUUUCGCGACAAACUACUGGAGUUCUACAAGAACAAUCCAGAAUGGAUAGUGCCAGAGGCCCGUAUGAAUGAUGUGGUGCAGGCUGUGGAGUCAGGUUUGGAGGAUCUAUCCAUCUCCAGGCCGUUCGACCGACUUACAUGGGGAAUCCGAGUCCCCGGAGAUGACUCACAGACGAUCUACGUCUGGCUUGACGCCCUCAUGAAUUAUGCCACCAAGGCAGGCUAUCCAUGGACUCCGGGUCGCGAGCAAGAGGGAGGCUGGCCUGCAGACUGUCAUGUCAUUGGUAAGGACAUUGUUCGGUUCCACUGCAUCUAUUGGCCAGCUUUCCUUAUGGCGCUUGGGCUUCCUCUUCCCAAGAAGAUAUUGACACACGCACACUGGACACUUGGAGGCUCGAAGAUGUCCAAGUCGACCGGUAAAGUAGUAGACCCUUUCCUCGCAAUUGAUCGGUUUGGGUCAGAUGUCAUGCGCUUCUACAUGGUCCGUGAGGGUGGCAUACGGGAUGAUGCGAGCUACGACAACGCCCGAAUUAUCAUGCAAUAUAACAAGUUUCUACGCCAGCAUCUCGGAAACCUAGCCUCUCGUGUCGUGAGAGGUAAGAAAUGGAGCGUGCGAGGCGCAAUUGAGCGUAUCGGUGGAAGAUCAGCAGAGGAGUGGGAAGAAGGCCCAGGCUCCAGGUUCCGCAACAACUCUCUCGCCACUAUUGCCUCAGAAACCGAUGCUGCAUUUGAUGCAUAUGACCCAAGAAGGGCGGUGUUUGGCAUCACUGAGUUCAUACGAAGUACGAACGCAUUCUUCACAAUGUCAUCUCCGUGGGACAAGAUUUUGGAUUUUGGUCCUGGCGAGCCCGGAGAGGAUGUCGACAAAAUCAUCUAUCUUAGUGCUGAAGCCCUUCGCAUCGCUGGUAUACUGCUGCAGCCGUACAUGCCGAACAAAGCGAACCAACUACUCGAUCAAUUGGGAGUAGAUCGCGACCGCAGAACGUUCGAAUACUGCAAGAUUGAUGCCGAUUUAGACUACGGAACGCCGCUGGUAGAUGUGGGUAAAGCGCAAGAGGGCGUGCUGUUUCCGCAUCUUCCAAGCGCAGAGUAG